ACAUGGAUUAGGUGCCUACACAGAAAAGCCAUCUCUCUAAUUGCUUUUAUUUCCUUUUUUUUAGUCCACUAUGGCAUCAAGAAUUCUAGCUUGCCUCGUAAUUGCUGUUGCUAUUGCCACCGUGGAUUGUAACCUGGAAGGGGAUGUUCUAAAUUCUUGGAAAACCCAGCUGUUUGAUCCAAACAAUGUACUGCAGAGCUGGGAUCCAACGCUAGCCAACCCAUGUGCAUGGUUUCAUGUCACCUGUAACUCAAAUAACAGCGUAACGAGGGUAGACCUUGGUAAUGCUGGACUAUCAGGACCUCUUAUCCCCGAGCUCGGACUUUUGGCUAAUCUUCAAUAUUUGGAGGUAUUUAGAAAUAAUAUCAGUGGACCUAUUCCUACAGAAUUGGGUAAUCUGACAAAACUAGUCAGCUUGGAUUUAUACCUUAAUAAACUGUCUGGCCCAAUUCCGGCUUCUCUGGGAAACUUGGGAUCUUUGUUGUUUAUGAGGCUGCACGGUAACAAGCUAACCGGAACAAUACCAACAUCAGUUAUUAACCUCAUAACUAUAGGAAGAUUGAGGAUCCUGAAUGUUUCAUCCAAUUUAUUGUCAGGGACUGUUCAUCGCAAUAAUUCAACGGGAUUGAGAAUUACGACAGUCAUACAAGAUCCAAAGGCUCCUGCAAUGUAAAUGUACUGAAGAUGGGAAAUGCAGUAGCUAUUCCCACCUGAUGCUAUAAACUAAAAGUCGGAAUUUCUCCGACCUCCUUUCUUUUAUAAUAAAGCUACAUGCUUGCUUUCUGGGUAGCGUUUGUAUUAUCAUUCAAUACAUAAAAUUAUAUUUCAUGA
Populus euphratica (Euphrates poplar) is the source of this 831-nucleotide messenger RNA. Its product is annotated as somatic embryogenesis receptor kinase 1-like. The record is from RefSeq and is a predicted model, not a curated record. NCBI's taxonomy places the organism in Eukaryota, Viridiplantae, Streptophyta, Magnoliopsida, Malpighiales, Salicaceae. The transcript is spliced from 7 exons. The coding region runs from base 71 to 673 and encodes 200 amino acids. Gene Ontology annotation, molecular function: protein binding.